AGAAGAAAUUUUCGUGUAUCAUCACCAGUUGGUGGCAGUAAUGCACAUCAUGAUUGUUUGCCAAACCUACAAGAACGUCAAAGAAGAUUCCCGCUCCCAGCAGUCAGUUCGUUUCCAUGCGUAGUAGCCACCUCGCUGCAGCAGAAUGUCGGUGUUCAUGGAUCUGAAUGUGCUGUUUUCUGCAGACAGGAGCCGCCUGCAGAGCCUAGUAGAGACAGCCGCUCACUUGGGAUUCUCCACUGUUGCCAUCAACUAUGUAUUUGAACCCACAACCAAGAAGAAACAGGAAGUUCCAUCACCAGUGCCGAUCAGUGAGCUUAUUGGUCAGCUGCCUGUGGUACAGGGUCGCUCUCGUCCAAUCAAAGUGCUGAAUAGACUAACAGUGGUGAUGUCAGAGGCCAGUCACUUUAGGCCAAAUACUACAGAGUAUCGCGCCUUUGACCUCCUGGCCAUCCAGCCAACCACCGAGAAGCUCUUCCAUACCACCUGCAUGCUGUGUGACGUUGACAUCAUUUGCAUCUCGGUGACAGAGAAACUUCCCUUCUUCUUCAAGAGAGCGCCCAUAAACGGGGCCAUUGACAGAGGAGUGGUGUUUGAGGUGUCAUAUGCCUCAGCACUCAGGGACUCCACCAUGAGGCGCUACACUAUUGCCAACGCUGUUUGUUUGAUGGAAAGCUGCAAAGGAAAGAACGUCAUCGUCUCAAGUGCAGCUGAGAAGGCUUUGGAGCUUAGAGGACCUUAUGACAUUAUUAAUCUGUAUCCUCCAGCUGAUGAUAAAUGUCUGAUAGGUCCCUCCCACUCUGAAGGAACAUGGAAAUCAACGCUUUGCAUCAGACUCCAUCUCUCAGAGGGGCGCUGUUUGGUCUGUCAGAUGCUGACUCUAAAGAAGCCGUGUCUUCCACCUGCAGAGCCGUUUUACUUCAUGCAGAAACCAGGAAGACUGCUAGUGGCAUUGUGUACACCCGGAUCAGUCAGCAGGACACCCUUCAGGACUGCGUCGGUGAAGCUCCUGCUGCCAAACGACCCAAACCAACCUGACGGGGAUUGAGGAGGCAGAGCCUGUUCUCAUUUGUUUUACUGUUUGUCCUUGUCUCUUUUUGAAGAUGUUUUACCUCAUGAAAACUGAUUUAUAAUUUUGGAUCAAUAAAGUUUGGAAAAUAAAUUCUUUAUUCAUUUUUAGCUAAUUGAGGAAUAACUUAGAUGUAUGUGUGUAU
This is a messenger RNA of Poecilia latipinna (sailfin molly), 1214 nucleotides long. RefSeq names its product ribonuclease P/MRP 30 subunit (gene rpp30). The transcript is spliced from 11 exons. Gene Ontology annotation, biological process: tRNA processing; translation. Gene Ontology annotation, molecular function: RNA binding; structural constituent of ribosome. Gene Ontology annotation, cellular component: ribosome; nucleolar ribonuclease P complex. The record is from RefSeq and is a predicted model, not a curated record. The coding region runs from base 146 to 1048 and encodes 300 amino acids. Lineage: Eukaryota; Metazoa; Chordata; Actinopteri; Cyprinodontiformes; Poeciliidae.